Cherax quadricarinatus is the source of this 503-nucleotide messenger RNA. NCBI's taxonomy places the organism in Eukaryota, Metazoa, Arthropoda, Malacostraca, Decapoda, Parastacidae. The record is from RefSeq and is a predicted model, not a curated record.
GGUUGUGGCUGCAUCUUGUCUGGUGACUUAUUUGAUUCUGCAAUGACUGGUCGCGGCAAGGGAGGCAAAGGACUUGGAAAGGGUGGCGCCAAACGUCAUCGCAAGGUUCUUCGUGACAACAUCCAGGGCAUCACCAAGCCCGCUAUUCGUCGGCUGGCUCGUCGUGGCGGCGUCAAACGUAUUUCUGGCCUGAUCUACGAGGAAACUCGAGGAGUUCUCAAAGUUUUCUUAGAGAACGUCAUCCGAGAUGCCGUCACAUACACAGAACACGCCAAGAGGAAAACUGUUACUGCAAUGGAUGUCGUUUAUGCCUUGAAACGGCAAGGACGCACCCUCUAUGGCUUUGGUGGUUAAAUCAUUACAACUACCAACGAUCUUUUUUCCUCAACAAACAAACAUCAUCAUCGAGGAAAAGAAAAAAAAAAGGACCUUAUUAAAGGUCCAUAUUGAUUUCAACGAAAAGAGUUUGCAAUUAGACAAUAUAUUACAUGAAUAGUAUAAAA